Messenger RNA from Pocillopora meandrina, 12601 nucleotides. NCBI's taxonomy places the organism in Eukaryota, Metazoa, Cnidaria, Anthozoa, Scleractinia, Pocilloporidae. The record is from the annotation of a GenBank genome assembly.
AUGAAGCUGUUACUACAGGUAGCUGAGUCACUAUCAGUAUGAAAGAAUCUUUUCUCGACAGUAUAUAAUAGAAAAAACAUGAUUUUGACAAAACGACAGGAAGCGCGCAGAAGUUUCUCCUUGGAGGGGAACUGUUUAAAAAUUAUUCUUAAAACAUGCAUACUGUUUAAGGUAUUUAAUGACUAUGAAAGACCAUAUAUUAGCCUCCCUCUCAGACCUAUUAGAAACGUAACGCCUCAAUGAGAAGGAGGCUUUUUAAUGGAUUUGUGGUAGCAUCACAAGAGGGUGCUCUCAGUGGCAAAUCAUAAAAAUGAAAAAAAAUCAACCUGAUCCAAUCAAACUGAAUAAGAUGAUCAAACAUGAUGCCUUCAAGUUUGAGAAAACCCGCUGUAGAUUCUAUUCUAUAGAAUUCUCAACAGUGGAAACCUUCUUAUGAUCUGCUUUAUUCUAAGAUGAUGUCUCCGUCGUUUUGAGAAUUCAACAAUAUUUUGAAAAGCAUGCAAAGCGAGUCUUGUUCUUCUUUCAAUAUAGAAACGAGAGGCCUACCCGCUAGUAACUGAGAAGGACAUCACAGGCUUCACGCCAGUCUAUUACGCCGCCAAGUAUGGUCACUUUCGGGUAAAGGAUAUAAAUAUAUAAAAUAUUACAAUAAUAUGACAGGUAAAUUAGAGCGAUCAGAGACCUCAUACACAUCUCUAUUGUACAUGCUGAUGAUGUGUGUAUUCGCAUUGAAGUAUCGCGAACAAACUCCUUCUUUUAAAACAUCUCAACUACCAUAGUGAAAUAGAAUUAAAACAAUUGGUUCUUAAGUUAGCUUGCACUUUGUUUUUUGUAAUUGGGAACUUAGUGAAAGUUCUCUCUACUGCGCCUCCAGCAACUUUUACGCAUUUUCAUGGUUUCCCUAGAGGUAACGUUAGUCACUAUUAAUUCGAAUGUUUUGAAUUCAAUAGAACAUUUUAUUGUUCAUGGAACGAAACAAGGCAGCUACUAGUGUGACGUCAGAUGCACUGGAUACAGCUUUCCAUGGCUCUGCCAGGUAAAAUAUCAAAUGGGAUGCUUGUAUCUCAGGUAACUUUCACCCCCAACCCCCCGCCCACAUCCUCCCUCCCCGCUGUAUUUCUUCAAGUCAGGUAAUUUAGUGUUAACAACUGAGUUGAAAACGUAAAUUAACCACCGCAAAGGGUAAAAAAGCUGACGUUUCGAGCGUUAACCCUUCGUCAGAGCGUCGUUCGUCUAUCGCUGUGACGAAGGGCUAACGCUCGAAACGUCAGCUUUUUUACCCUUUACGGUGGCUAAUUUACGUUUUCAACUCAGUUGUUAACGCUAAAUUACCUGCUUUACUCUCCCACCGACGCAGCACCACAGUUUCUUUAGAAACUUACCCCUUUCUUCAAGUCUAACCCUAAGAAAGACAGUUUGCUGGUACCCGUUAAAAUCCCCAGGUGGAGAGAUUCACAGUCAGAUUGAAUGUUUGCUCCAAGUUUGUUUUCAUCUUCAGAUACGGCUGGAAAGAAAUUGUCGAGGUAGUGCUGACAGGUCGCAAAAUUCGCUCCAUAAACUUGAAAGGCAACCAAGGAAAAACAUCUCUACAGUUCGCAUGCGCAGAAGGCCAUGAUAAAGUGGUCGAGCUUUUGAUUAAGCUUGGCGCUUGUGUGGAAAAGUAAGGUUUCAGAUAACGAAAAAUCUGCUCUUUUUUUUUCGAAUAACACGAGUGCAGGGAACCUUUCGAUAAAAUCUUCGAUCCUCGCCUGUGCCAUCCUCGCAUGCCGGGGAGAGGUCACGGGAAGGGAGAAGUUCCAAGAGACAAAUGACUCCCUCUCAUAUAGCAACUUAAUUAAAAUGAUCUGUAAUGACAAGGCUACGUAUACUGAGCACACUUUUUAAAAUCACCUUGCAUGCUUCCAAAUUCCAUCAAGAAGCUACUGUAAGAUCCUAUCUUAAAAAGUAUCCGCCUUCCGCGUCCGUCAUGAGUCCAAAAGUGCAACGAAACCACAGAAAAACUGAGAAAAACAUCAGUAACUGAAGCAAGAACACUUUCGAAAGUAUUGCCUGAAAAUCAUUCGUGAAAUAUCUCUGCUGAGUUUAUACGACACAUAUUGUUCACACGGGGUCGCCUCCGAAGGUUUUGGUUUUGAACGUUGUCUUUGGAAAAAGCAGAAAGACUGAGGCAGGGAGAGUACAGUUGGCGAAAGACGAGGGUAUACUUAUGUUUAUAAAUUUGGUAAUUUCGUGUGAUGCAUUAACUGGCACAGGAGCGCUGCAUCAACAAAGAGAGAGCUUUAAUUUUAACCCUGCAUAAAAGUUUAUCUGUGAUACACUUUUAGGGAUCACAAUGACAGAACAGCUCUACAUAUUGCAGCCAUGAGGGGCUCCAAGCGAUGUGUGCAGUGCAUUUUACAAAAUCAUCCUCAGUGCAUUAAUCUCUUCGACAAGAAUCAGGUACGGUACGUAGCUCUUAGAAGUAGCAAAAAUUUAACAUCCUGAAAGUUUCAACCGAUAAAAGGAGCCGAAAAGGUCUUUGCUGCUGGAGCGUAACAUCUCUGAAGUCUUGCGUUUGUUCAUCCCCGGAGACCAUCACACCCUUCCCCCCACAACCACCCUCCACCUAAAUGGACAUUAAAGAGUUUUUGCCACAGUGAAUGUCUAGUGAGUCCAAGGGAAUCUCUAUAGUUUUAUAUUAUUCUUAAUGCCAUCCCCACAGAAUGUUACCCUUUCAUAUUUCUUUCUUAUUUCACUUUCCGUGGCAAUCCAUAUAAUCUUCUAAAUUAUAUCCUUUCAAAGCGAGUAAGAGAUGGGGUAAGUUUUGAGCUCUCUAUUUUGAAAAGACGAAAAAACGUGAAAAGACGAAAAAACAUAUUUCUCUAUAUUCUUUAGUUUGUUGUUGACAGAAGAAAGUCUCGAUAUUCUCAUCUUACACAAUGGAAAAAUAAAACAACGCAAGAAUAAACCAAGGAAACUUAUUUCCUGUCCAUGCCAGACGUGAAGUAGCAGAUGUUUUACUCAGGGACUCCGGAUCCCAUAUUAUUUCCCUCCACAGAGGCGUCUGAGCUCAAUCCUGAAGAUAAGAAAAACAAAACGAAAAAGCAAAAAUGAUGUUAAGAAGGAGUAUGUUUGUCCUCUAUUUAAUUCACAGCUCAUAUUUUGAUAGCUUUGCCUCUCUCACAGUACUGUGCUAAAGUAUUAUAAACGGAAAUCGUCAAGUUUCCCAUUUUGAUCUCUUCCGAUCGGUUUACUGAUAUAUUUCAGAGUUUUCCUGCGAUAUCUCGCUAUCUAGUGCCCUCAACAAAAACAUUCCACAGCGAUUUGUGGUAGAUCAAGAAAUAUGUCAUCGUGAUAUAUCGUCCUUAGUAAAUAUCGCGUCAGUAGUAUAUCAUCUAAUCAAAGAUUCAUCACUGAUCCCCGUCAUCGAUGAAUCAUUUAACAUAACAGGUGCAAGUGUUACUUGUCAUGGCAGUUUUAUGGUUAAUCUGCACAUGUCUAAAAGAACAAAGAGACACACAUACCAUGAAAUGGAGCUUUGGCGGAUGUCUUUAGAUAAAAUUUGCCGGUUGGCUUCGUUUUGUCGGCGCCAUAUCCCAUAGACGGGCACUCACCAACGCAAGCAGUGGUCUUUCCGUUCUCACAGUUUUUGUAAUCUUUGCAAGGAUAUGCUUCCCAGCUGAGGGGAUUUUCCACUGAUGCAGUGUAGUAUCUCCAAGCCCUCUGAUGGUCACACUUCACUGUCUUAGUGAAUGCUAAAGAUAUAAAGCCAUUUUCGAAUAAGCUCCGAAAAUUUUCAGUGGUUUAAUCUACCAUGUUCUGAGGUUGUCUCAAACAAUACGUUCGUCGCCUAAAUCUUUCUGACCCUGAUGAAAUAUGCUCAUGUUUCCAAGUUCGAACAACGUAGUCCAAAGCAUUUAUAUUCCAUGUACAUAUUGCUUCAAGGCUAAGUGUUUCGAUUUUAAUCACCCUUGCAGUUAAACCUACCUAACAUAGCCAUAUGUCGUAGACAACCAGGCUGAUCAAUGCCUCCGUUCGGAAAAAAGUCCGCGUGACCGGCCUCAUCGCGCAUACCAAAACCGACAAAACCGCUGCUCGUGUACAUGUCGGUGUGUAUAACGUCAACGUAUUCAGCAUCACUUGGGUCCAGGCGGAAGCGAGGGUCAGCAAUGCCGUCAAAAGCAGGACCAGCUGGGUCCAGUCCUUGAGAGGAAACAAUGGUUAAAUCUGCACUGGGCCACAUCAGCCGGAUCUCAUUCUAGUUUCUUUUUUUAAGAAUGGAGCUAAUUCCGCAGCUCGCCCUGGAUGGAAUGCUGCUAGGCGAUUGCUAGGCACUAAGGUGGCAGAAACUCGCUCAUCAAAGAUCAGAAAAAAAAUCUUUCAUGAUGUGGAAAGCCUUAGACCGGAUGACACUAAAAUAUUUUGGAUCGAAAUUUGUUCGUCUCUAUAACCUGAUUGCUUAUUGUUUAGGAACACAGAGAACAAACUAGCUCUUUCUCAACCGUGCACUGCAUUUCACAAGCUUCUAUGUCUCCUCCAUUGUACCCCUUUAUACACCUGGUUGGAGAAAGACUCUGAGAGAAAAUUGUCUUUUCCAAAAACACAUCAGAAUGGCUCACCCAGGUCUCCAACCCCGGACCUCCAAUCUAUACUUUAUAAUUGUGUUUCUUUACCUGUAAUACGACCAAGUGUCAUUCGAGCUUUCUCCUUUAAAUACUUCCCGGCAAACCCUGCGGUUUGUCCACCAAGGCUAAAUCCCACAAUAUAGAACAUUUUAGCUGAGUCAGGCGACCCUGAAGCACUCUUAAUCAAGAACCUUAUCAGCUCUGCUACCUGAGCCCCAACGAGCUGGGUAUUGCCUACAGAUUGUCCAUAAAGUGUUUUUGCUCCUCCAGACCAGUCCACCAAAAUCACAUUGCAGUCUUCUCGUCGUAAAAGGGCGUCUUUCAUUUCAAUGACCCAGUCCUUGGUUGAUUUUCCUAGAUUUUAUAAAAAAUGUUGAAAAAUUUGGUAGUUGAAAUCUCAUCUGUACAUAUACUUAAUUUUUCAUCGUAAAACGCAUCAAGGGCCUGUAAACACCCUGUUUCGGACAUAAGAGAUUUUAAAAAGAGCGUAAGCCAAUCAUGGCCCCCUUCCUCGGUGCUUGAGCCGCAAACAGGCACUCACCUCUCCAGCCGUGAAUCACGAAGAUUGUUCGCCGCGCGAUGUCAAAUUUUGGGGCCUUCAAUUUAUCUGCAUCAUAAUCAUUUACUCUUCCACGCCCGUUCCUGGUGUACAUGUCAAAUGUUGUGCCAACAACACUUGGCUCUUGUGGCAGACUAGGUUUAAUCGGAAUCAGGCCCCACCGAACAUUGGGUUGUUUAUUGAAGCAGCCGUACUUUUCGUAGCAGAUUUUUGAAGGGCUAUUAAACAGGAAACCUUUAAAUCGGAAAAAUUUUAAAAGAAUUACCUGUAAGUUGUCAAUUCAUUCCUCUCAUUAUUUGCUCCAAUCUACGAGAGGAAAAAACGAUAAAGAAAGAGAACUCUUACGUCUGACUGGGGUUUCCGUCUGAUUCUUUGCAGCCCAGGAAAAAACUCUAAACUCGACCACUGUCAGUAAGCCAGCGAAGACACGCAAACUAAGUGCAUUCAUCCUCACUGGAUCUCCCACAAAAAGGAAUAAUCGUUAUUGGCUUCUACGUCUUCUUAGCCUUAAAACAGUUUUGCGCUGGAAGUUCUUUUAUUCACGUCUGAUUUGUAUGAGCUCAUUUAUUAGCCGCAGGUGUUGUCUGAACCAUUACCUGGUUUUCAUUAUGAUAACACAAUACUUUACCAGGGGCGGUCAACAACCUGCAACCCUUCUUUUCUUCUGUUCCAGAACACUGCGCUGCAUCUGGCCGCCAUUCAUGGUCACACACACGUUGUGUUAUGUUUGCUGUCGCAUUCUGAACAGCAAAUCCACAUGAACAAGAAGAAUCAUAAUGCAUUGGAUUCCACCAUAAAAUGCUGAGAGGAAGAAUGUUGCUCUUGCGAUAGCGAGUCACAACAGGUCAGGAAGAAAUUAAGAAAUUAAGAAUUUGCGCCUCGAGCUACUCUUACGCAUUUUUCGCGCUCUCCGCGUGUAUCCAUAACUCGAUAUACGCACAGCUAAAAGCAUGAGCGAAUUCUUUUAUAACAGAACGACAACAAGGAUCUGCGCGAAGAAACCUUUUAUUGUGCCGGGUAGAGUGCAAAAUUCUCACAACGCGCCAAAAAAAAGGAAACAAACGUCCCUAUUGGCUGGUCAAAAACACGCCACAUUUUAUACUUUGAGUUUGAGCAAGAACAUUUGAUCCAGUUAACCGAUAACUGUGAAUGAAAAGCUCAAACUUUACGGGGAAAAUGGAGAAAAUUAAAGCCAAGUGAACUCAAGUUUCAAUUAAAAAUGUUGUAAAAGUCAAAGACCCGAAGUUAUCAAGGGUUUUGAUUGUUCAAAAUAAUGUUUACGCUGCCAUGCACGGUGCAAUUGGAGGAGACAGACUGCAGGAAACUUGCCAAAAAGUGCUCACGUCAUCUUGUUUACGCACGGGCGUGCGUUAAUAAAGAUUUUGUUCAUAGCGGCUCAAUAGGACUUAUAUAGGGCAAGCACGCGCGCUAUGUUAUAAGGAUAUGUUUUUUUUUUUUUUUUAAUUAUUUAUUGGAAAGCGCUCUAAAAACAACGAAAAUAUUAAGCUAAAAGGAUUUUCAUCGUUCCUGUCCCUUGUCAUGUAAUUCAGUAGGAAACAAAGUAACUGCAACCAAAAAUAAUACUAUCUUUUUCAUAGAUGGCGUGAAGUGCUCACCUCUUCAGGUCAUAUCGCACAGAUGCAGGAGCUCGUGAUAAAAAAUGCCAGAGGUUCGCAACAGUAAGGAACUCAAAUUCGUGUGUCUUUAUUUCAUAUAACUACGUAGUAAUCUCAGUGCAUCUCUGCUGUAAAUAUGAUCCUUGGGUAACUGAAUUGUGUCGGUAAUAUUGACUCAUCAGCUUACUUGUUUAUCAACUGAAUCACGCCGCCUGAAUUGUCAUAAGAAUUUUUUUCUAUCCACAAUGACGGAAGUUUCAGUGCAAUCAUGGUCCUCGUACAAUACGUCGCGAAAUGCUGCCCUCUGUGUCACUACAUACCAGAUAACCGGCCACCGUGCGGGAAAGAAGCCCGCGAUCCUCCCGGAAAGGUACAACGGCUAGACGCGGAAGAACGGCAAAAUCAAUCCUCUGUCAAGUCAAUAAAAUGAAACUCGUUUACUCGUUCAUGAGUUUUAAGGCAAAAUAUUUCAGCAGUUUGCAUUAGAGAAAUAACUUGCCGAGUUUCACUCAACACGGACUUAUAGAAAAAAAAAACUUGUCUGUGCUGCAUAAGUUGUAUUUUCAAAAAUUUCAUUUCUAGCUCCAUGAGAAGCUUUUGAGGUUCAGCCGGCCGGAAGGAGAUGAUGAUGAAGAAAACACGCCCCCAGACCUCCCCCCUGCAUUUCAUCCAUUACUGAAGAGAAUGGAGGAGCAGAAGAAUAGGUACUAUAUUUAAGUCAGAGAUUUUCUCUUAAAAUGUAGAAAUGAAAAAAGUGUGGAUUGAGAGAUCUGGGGAACGGGGGAACCUACUUGAUUGCAUAGUUACAACAUUCCUCUUGCUAUUUUACAAAUUUUAACCACCAAGUUGGAAACAAAAUUAGUGAAUAGAAUGAUAGAAUAUUUGCAACCUCUCUAUUUUCCGGUGUCGUGGAAGUUUUCAGGGAUGGAAUGAACAGAAAGAAAGAUUUUUAUUGAUACAUCUAUGAAAUAAUGUUGUGAUGCGUAUGAUGCGCAAUGUAACACAAAACAUUUUGAUAAUGAGCAACCUCUUCUAAUAUUAAAACUAUACAAAAAAAAUAUCACAUGUCAUAAAUACAUCGAAUGUAAAUCAAGGUAUGAAAGCUUUCUUCCAAAAGUAAUGAAAAAAAGCCACAACAAGGGCGUGUUUGUGCUUGUGAUCCCUUCUUGUACAAAAAAAUAAAAUACAUAACGAGAAAAAAAUGAAGAAAUAUGGUGCACUCUUACAUUUCAAAAGAACACUAGUGUAGAACCCACCUGUCCUUUGCCUCUAAAAGACAUUGCUGAAAAUUAUAACACGAUUCUCUAACCCUGUGUUCGUCUCACACACUAAGAUAUGCGGAAUCUACGAGCUGUUGCAGGAACAAUCAAAGCUUCUCAAAUCAAUCAAUCAACAGAAAGAAACGGAGGGGUGGGGAAAAGGAAAAUUAGUUUUCUAAAGAUGAACUGUGGUAAACCACGGAAGAAAAACGGGUAAACGAAGUGUUUUUUUUUUCUCUGAAGUGUUAUUUUUCUCCUACAACUCGACCAGGUGUCAGUAGUCACAUUAAACGCUUCAUUAUUUCGUUCUAGGGUAUAACAGGGUAACAAAGCAUCUUCGUACGCCCUGAUUGGUUGACAACCUAUCAUUUGCAUCAUUGUUCCAUUAAAAUCGCAGAAACUGACUCCCUAUGGAGUGAAUUAAAUAGACCACAAGUCUCCCUGUUCACAAGCGUCUUUACGAUUCACGCUGAACGACGUGUGGAUUCGGCAGUUGGCUUUUAAAAGACAUUUAGAAUUUAUCUGGAAACAAACGUAAACAACAAUAAACGCAACAUUUUAUUUUUAAUCUCUGUAUCAUCACGGUCAGUAAUGGGAUCCUGAUCAAGUACUGACUGGAUUGAACAGUCAUCAUUAUAUCUUUUUUCUUUUCAUCUUUUAACAUGUAAUAGUACAUGCGUUUACUUACACAAACAGUUCUUGAAAGUCAUUAUCCAUAACAACGAAGCAGUUUUUUUCUAAACCAAAUUUUACUUGCCAGCUUUUAGAUGUUAGAGGGGUGUUGUAAAAAUGCCCAUUUUAAAGAAUUUUUUGUUGUCAUGGUGACGCGACACGGAGGAAGAAAGAAGUAACAUUCGUCUUUAAUUUUUUUUUUCAUGAUAAAGUUAAUUUGGUUUUGUGUCAAUAAAUGAGAGUUUUUUUAAAAGAACUAGUUUCAGGCUUUGAACCAAUCUCGACUGGUUCAUUCAUGUUUGCUCGCGCUUGAAUUAAUUUACGUUUUAAAAGAUCUUUCAGGUCUCAUCGGCUGAUCGAUAUUAUUUCUUUACUUUCACAACCUUACUCUCACGCCAUUUUACUUUAUAUGAUAUAGAACUGUUCCAGGUCUUUUCACUUAAUUUCCAAAAGCUCCAUCGGUGCACAGAAGCUCGCAUAUUUUCCCAAUGACUUGAAACGCAACACGGUCGAAGUAUUUAGCGCAAUGACGAAAACACUCCCGGGGAUCCUGGACGUUCACAAACUGAAUUGCAUGAUUUUCAAAGGUAAAGUUGUCCAUUAAAAUGCUGUUGAUGUAGAUCAGCGGUAUUUCCAUUUGAUUGCUCGCCAUAUCAUUUGGAGCCAUCAGCAGUAAAGCUGUCGCACAGCCGAGCCAUGACAAGGCGAAAAAUGAAUUCAUUUUACUCUGAAAGAGGUAUCUUUUUUUCGAUGUAGAAUCAAGAAGGGUCUCUCUAAACCCACAAUUGACUUCUUUUAUCCCCCGCUUUAAAUGACUCAGAUGAUUUAUAAAAAGCAAGAAUAAGGCUCACAUUAAGGACGUGAAAAGACGAAAAAACAUAUUUCUCUAUAUUCUUUCAUUUGUUAUUGACAGAAGAAAGUCUCGAUAUUCUUAUCUUACACAAUGUAAAAAUAAAACAACGCAAGAAUAAACCAAGGAAACUUACUUCCUGUCCAUGCCAGACGUGAAGUAGCAGAUGUUUUACUCAGGGACUCCGGAUCCCAUAUUAUUUCCCUCCACAGAGGCGUCUGAGAUCAAUCCUGAAGAUAAGAAAAACAAAACGAAAAAGCAAAAAUGAUGUAUUGCAGGAGUAUGUUUGUCCUCUAUUUAAUUCACAGCUCAUAUUUUGAUAGCUUUGCCUCUCUCACAGUACUGUGCUAGAGUAUUAUAAACAGAAAUCGUCAAGUUUCCCAUUUUGAUCUCUUCCGAUCGGUUUACUGAUAUAUUUCAGAGUUUUCCUGCGAUAUCUUGCUAUAUAAUGCCCUCAACAAAAACAUUCCACUGCGAUUUGUGGUAGACCAAGAAAUAUGUCAUCGUGAUAGGUCGUCCUUAGUAAAUAUCGCGUCAGUAGUUUAUCAUCUAAUCAAGGAUUCAUCACUGAUCCCCGUCAUUAUUGAAUCGUUUAAUGAUAAAUCUGCACAUGUCUAAAAGAACAAAGAGACACACAUACCAUGAAAUGGAGCUUGGGCGGAUGUCACUAGAUAAAAUUUCCCCGUUGGUUUUGUUUUGUCGGCGCCAUAUCCCAUAGACGGGCAUUCACCAACGCAGGCCGUGAUCUUUCCGUUCUCACAGUUUUUGUAAUCCUUGCAAGGACGUGCUUUCCAGCUGCGGGGGUUGUUCACUGACGCAAUGUAGUAUCUCCAAGCCCUCUGAUGGUCACACUUCACUGUCUGAAUGAACUCUAAAGAAUAUAAAGUCAUUUUCAAAUGAGCUCUGAAAAACUUUAAUGGUUUCACCUGCCAUGUUCUGAGGUUGUCUCAUACUAUACGUUUUUCGCCUCAAUCUUUCUAACCCUGAUGAAAUAUACCCAAGUUUCCAAGUUCGAACAACGUAUUCCAAAGCAUUUGUAUUCCACGUACAUGUUAAGGUUAAGGUUAAGUGUUUUGAUUUUAAUUACCCUUGUAGUUUAACCUACCCAGCUUAACCAAAUGUCGUAGACAACCACGCUGAUCAAUGCCUCCGUUCGGAAAAAAGUCCGCGUGACCGGCCUCAUCGCGCAUACCGAAACCGACCAAACCGCUGCUCUUGUGCAUGUCGGUGUGUAUGACGUCAACGUAUUCAGCAUCACUUGGGUCCAACCGGAAGCGAGGGUCAGCAUUGCCGUCAAAAUAAGGACCAGCUGGGUCCAGUCCUUGAGAGGAAAGAAUGGUUAAAUCUGCACAGCCGGAUCUCAUUCUAGUUUCUUUUUAAGGCGAUUGCUAGGCAUUAGGGUGGCAGUAACUCGCUCAUCAAAGAUAAAGAAAAAUCUUUCAUGAUGCGGAAAGCCUUGCACGGGAUAGCACUAAAAUAUUUAGGAUCGAAAUUUGUUCGUUUCCUAACCUGAUUGCUUAUCGUUUAGGGAAACAGAGAACAAACUAGCUCUUUCUCGACCGUGCACUGCAUUUCACAAGCUUCUUUGUUCCCUCCAUUGUACCCCUCUAUACUCCUGGGUGGAGAAAGACUCUUAGAGAAAAUAGUCUUUUCCAAAAACACAUUAGAAUGGCUCAGCCAGGUUCUGAAAUUGUGUUUCAUUACCUGUAAUGCGACCAAGUGUCAUUCGGGCUUUCUCCUUUAAAUAACUCCCGGCAUACCCUGCGGUCUGUCCACCAAGGCUAAAUCCCACAAUAUAGAACAUUUUAGCUGAGUGAGGUGAUCCUGAAGCACUCUUAAUCAAGAACCUUAUCAGCUCCGCUGUCUGAGCCCCAACGAGCCGGGUAUUGCCCACAGAUUGUCCAUAAAGUGUUUUCGCUCCUCCAGACCAGUCCACCAAAAUCACAUUGCAGUCUUCUCGCUGUAAAAGGGCAUGUUUCAAUUCAAUGGUCCAGCCCUUGGUUGCUUUUUCUAGAUUUUAUAAAAAUGUUGAAAAAUUUGGUAGUUAAAAUCUCAUCUGUACAUAUGCUUUAGUUUCUCCGUAAAAACACCCUAUUUCGGACAAAAAAGAUUUUAAAAAGAGCGUAGGCUUAUCAUGAUCUCCCUUCCUCGGUGCUCGAGCCACAAACAGGCACUCACCUCUCCAGCCGUGAAUCACAAAGAUUGUUCGCCGCGCGAUAUCAAACUUUGGGUCCUUCAAUUUAUCUGCAUCAUAAUCAUUUACUCUUCCAUGCCCGUUCCUAGUGUACAUGUCAAAUGUUGUGCCAACAACAUUUGGAUUUUGCGGCAGACUUGGUUGAAUCCAAAUCAAGCCCCACUGAACUUUAGGUUGUUUAUUAAAGCAGCCGUACUUUUCAUAGCAGACCUUCGAAGGGCCAUUAAAAAGGAAACCUGUAGAUAGGAAAAAUGUAAAAAGAAUUACCUGUAAUUUUUCAAUUCAAUUCUCUCAUUAUUUGCUCCAAUCUACGAAAGGAAAAAACGAUAAAGAAAGAGAAUUCUUACGUCUGACUGGGGUUUCUGUCUGAUUCUUUGCGGCCCAGGAAAAAACUCUAAACUCGACCACUGUUAGCAAGCCAGUGAAGACACGCAAACUAAGUGCAUUCAUCCUUACAGGAUCUACCACAAAAAGGAUUAAUCGUUCUUGGAUAUUUUACUUCUACGUCUUCUCAGCCUUACAACAGUUUGCGCUGGAAGCUUUUUUAUUCACGUCUGAUUUGUAUGAGCUCAUUUAUUAGCCGCAGGUGUUGUCUGAACCAUUACGUGGUUUCCAUUAUAAUAAUAAAAUAUUUUACCAGGGGCGGUCAACAACCUGUAACACUUCUUCUCCUCUGUUCCAGAACACUGCGCUGCAUCUGACCGUCAUUCAUGGUCACACAGACAUUGUGUCAUGUUUGCUGUCGCAUUCUGAACAGCAAAUCCUCAUGAACAAGAAGAAUCAUAAUGUAUUGGAUUCCACCAUAAAUGCUGAGAGGAAGAAUGUUGCACGUGCGAUAGCGAGUCAC